Messenger RNA from Eriocheir sinensis (Chinese mitten crab), 1383 nucleotides. Its product is annotated as organic cation transporter protein-like. Gene Ontology annotation, biological process: transmembrane transport. Gene Ontology annotation, molecular function: transmembrane transporter activity. The transcript has 8 exons. The record is from RefSeq and is a predicted model, not a curated record. Gene Ontology annotation, cellular component: membrane. Bases 23 to 1186 code for a protein of 387 amino acids. Lineage: Eukaryota; Metazoa; Arthropoda; Malacostraca; Decapoda; Varunidae.
UGUGGUGGUGGUGUCGCAGGUAAUGUACGCUGCUACCUGCAUCAGCAUCAGCUUCAUCAGCAACUUUAACGUGAUCCUUGCAUUCCGAUUUCUUUUGGGGGCGCUUGGAACACCCACCUUCUACAUGCUAGGUAUGGAGGUGUGCGAGACCAAGAACAGGUCUGCUGUAGGCAUCCUUAUGGCUCUGCCCUGGGCCUUUGGUAUGAUGAUGUGGGGCGGGGCAGGCUACCUCAUCAGAGAUUGGCGGUGGCUGCAGCUUGCCGUGUCCCUCCCUAUAAUCCUCAUGCUGCCUGUCUUGUUCCUGAUUGACGAGUCACCCAGGUGGCUCAUCGUGACUGGGCGACAUGACAAGGCCCUCAAAGUACUGCGUCGCGCCUCGAGGCUCAACAAGACCACGUUGCCCCCCGAGGAUGUCCUAAAAUCAAUCUUUGACGACAUACAGCUUGAGAACGAAAAGCCAGUGACGAAGACUGAGAGCAUGCACAGCCUAGCCAUGGGCAGCGGGCAGGAGAGGUGCACCAUGUCCUGUCCAAGGCUGCUGAGGUCCCACAAAAUGAGGGUGGUCACUAUCGCUCUCUCCGUCAACCUCUUCAUCUCGUCUCUCGUGUAUUGUGGCUUGAGUCUGAGUGGCGCCAUCUACAGUUCUGACCCCUUCCUCUACAUGGUCCUCAGUGGGCUCAUGGAAACGCCCGGAUACUCCCUGACGGCGCCUCUAAUUAAGAAGUUCGGCAGGAAGAACCCGAGCAUCAUUGGCUUCACGAUAUGCGGCGUUGUCAUCCUUUGCCUCACCGUCAUUCCCUCAGACAUCUCGUGGCUGGUGAUGACCUUCGCCAUGCUCGGUAAGCUCGCCAUCAGUGGCGCCUUCAUGAUCCUGUUCGUGUUCGAGGCUGAACUGCUGCCGACGGAGGUGCGUCUGCAGGGCCUCGCCGUCACCAUCGUUUCGGCCAACAUUGCCGCUGCAUUGUCCCCAUACGUGGCUGACUACCUGGGUCCGCUGGUGCCGUGGCUGCCUUCCGUCAUCUUCGGCCUGUCGUCCUUCGUAGCAGCAUUAGUGCUGGUGCCGUUGCCGGAGACGCUGGGCCGGCCGCUACCUGACAUGAUACAUGAUCUCGAGAAGCUUUGGAGAAAAAAAGAAAAAAAAACUGACGCUGGAGAUGAUAGUCUGACGGACAAGCUGACGGCGUAGUAAAGAAAAGGAGAAGGAGGGGAAAAACAAGUUCAAGAAAAAAAUAAAACGAAACGUGAAAAUAAAUGAACAAUGAAGUGGCAAGGAUGGAAGGGAAACGAAAAAAAACGACGGAAAGGAGGAUAAUGAAGAGGAAAAAGGACCUGGGAACACAUUUAGCUCUUAUAAGGAAUCCAUUAUUACACUAUGUGAAUUUU